AGAAGCCGGCGGCGCGCGGGCGGCUGGGCAGGGAGGGCGGCCGGGCGGGCAGCGGCCCCGGCCCGCGUCUGCGCCCCUCGCUCGCCCAAGACCCCGGCUUCGGUGCCUCGGGCCCCGUCGCGCGUCGCCAUGGUGGGCCGGCUGAGCCUGCAGGAUGUGCCGGAGCUCGUGGACGCGAAGAAGAAGGGCGACGGCGUCCUGGACAGCCCGGAUUCGGGGCUCCCCCCCAGCCCCAGCCCCAGCCACUGGGGGCUCGCGGCGGCCGCGGGAGGCGGAGGCAGCGGGGAGCGCGCUACGGCCCCGGGGGCGCUGGAGCCCGACGCGGCGGCGACCCCCACGGCUCCGAAUCCAGCGCCUCUGCCUCUGCCUCCCAGCUGUGCACUGAGGCUGUGCCCCCUGUCCUUUGGCGAAGGAGUGGAGUUUGACCCGUUACCACCAAAGGAAGUAAGGUACACGUCCUCGGUCACGUACGACUCGGAGCGACACUUCGUGGACGGCGUGCAGCUGCCCCUGGGCCUGGCCGUGGCCUCCUGCAGCCAGACGGUCACCUGCCUCCCCAACUGCACGUGGCGCAACUACAAGGCUGAGGUGCGCCUGGAGCCGCGCCACAAGCCCGCACGCUUCCUCAGCACCACCAUCGUCUACGGCAAGUACCCCAAGACCGUCUACACCACCACCCUGGAUUACAACUGCCGCAAGACGCUGAGGCGGUUUCUGUCCAGUGUGGAGCUCGAAGCCGCGGAGCUCCUGGGCAGCGACGACCUCUCGGAUGAAUGCUGACUCAGCAGGCUGGGCUGGGGCUGGGCGGCUCUUCCGCUGCCCUGACCACGACCUCUCCAGGCUGGGCUGGGGUUAGGGUUAGGGUUAGGGGGACCGGCUCUUCCACUGCCCCUGACCUCACAGAUGACUCAGCAGGCUGGGCUGGGGUCAGGGUUAGGGUUAGGGGGACCGGCUCUUUCACGGCCCUGCCCCCGACCUCUCCAGGCUGGGCUGGGGUCAGGGUCAGGGUCAGGGUUAGGGGGACCAGCUCUUCCGCUGCCCCUGACCUCACAGAUGACUCGGCAGGCUGGGCUGGGGUCAGGGUUAGGGUUAGGGGGACCGGCUCUUUCACUGCCCUGCCCCCGACCUCUCCAGGCU
This is a messenger RNA of Cebus imitator (Panamanian white-faced capuchin), 1137 nucleotides long. RefSeq names its product refilin B (gene RFLNB). Gene Ontology annotation, cellular component: actin filament bundle. Lineage: Eukaryota; Metazoa; Chordata; Mammalia; Primates; Cebidae. The transcript is spliced from 3 exons. Gene Ontology annotation, biological process: skeletal system morphogenesis; actin filament bundle organization; negative regulation of bone mineralization involved in bone maturation. Gene Ontology annotation, molecular function: filamin binding. The record is from RefSeq and is a predicted model, not a curated record. The coding region runs from base 130 to 780 and encodes 216 amino acids.